UCAGUCCAUAAUGCAUCUCCUCAUAGUUUUCACUUUGCUCUUCUUCCCACGAAUCCCAGCAAGUUCUUACGCGACGGACACCAUCUUGGCUGGCCAAGCACUUGCCGUCAAUGACAAGCUCAUCUCCAAAAAUGGCAGAUUUUGGGAUGGCAAAGCUUUUAGGAAGGAAUUUUAGCCGAGUCGUAACUACAAUGAGAGGAACUGCAGGGUACCUUGCACCUGAAUGGAUUGCGGGUGUUGCUACACCAAAAGUUGAUGUUUACAGCUACGGGAUGGUGUUGCUGGAAAUAAUAUCAGGAAAGAGGAACUCAAACGCAUCAUGUUCUAGUGGUGGCGACCUUGAUAUUUAUUUCCCUGUGCAUGCUGCACGCAAACUUCUUGAAGGAGACAUGCGGAGUUUGGUAGAUCAAAGGUUACAUGGUGAUGUCAAUCUGGAUGAGGCUGAACUGGCCUGCAAGGUUGCAUGUUGGUGCAUCCAAGAUGAUGAUCUUGAUCGACCAACAAUGGGACAGGUAGUUCAGAUUCUCGAGGGGCUAGUCGAGAUCAGGAUGCCCCCGAUACCACGACUGCUUCAAGCUAUGGCCGGAACCUCGCAUUCAGUGUGCUCCUAAUAUAGCAGAUGUUAGAUUUAAGACUAAUAUAGUGUACUUCCCUAUUCAAAUGUAAUAGCUAUGAUUGGAUAAAUAGUUGUAUUUUUUUAUAAAUUUGUAACGAUUUUAAUGUAUCAUCGUUCUAUCGUUAUAAUCUGGAGUCAUAAAUAGUAUUUCUCCUUUUGGUGGAGCCAGAAAAGCUAA
Molecule: messenger RNA, 794 nt
Organism: Brachypodium distachyon (stiff brome)
Lineage: Eukaryota; Viridiplantae; Streptophyta; Magnoliopsida; Poales; Poaceae
Product: G-type lectin S-receptor-like serine/threonine-protein kinase At2g19130
Exons: 2
Coding region: 111-611 (166 amino acids)
Biological process (GO): protein phosphorylation
Molecular function (GO): ATP binding; protein kinase activity
Source: RefSeq, a predicted model, not a curated record